This is a messenger RNA of Drosophila innubila, 1300 nucleotides long. It is a transcript of the gene HSPBAP1, whose product is annotated as HSPB1-associated protein 1. Gene Ontology annotation, molecular function: 2-oxoglutarate-dependent dioxygenase activity. Bases 33 to 1238 code for a protein of 401 amino acids. The transcript has 2 exons. The record is from RefSeq and is a predicted model, not a curated record. Lineage: Eukaryota; Metazoa; Arthropoda; Insecta; Diptera; Drosophilidae.
GGCCGGCAAAACAGUCGAAGUUUAUUUACCAUAUGGGCUCCAAUCUGCGUGACAUAAUCCUAAACACACGUGUACCUCUGGUUCUGAAGGACUUUCCUGUCCAUUGGGAAUGCUUUGAUGGACCGCUGACAGAGUGGUGCACUCGCUAUGACAAGGAAGCAUCUAAUUUGCCAGCUUUUGAGAGCAUGCGAAUUGCUGACUGUGAAACGCCGCAAUGGGAACGCAAAAGAAAGCAGAUCAACAUGACAAUGCAACAGUUUUUAAGCGAUUACUCAAACAAUGAGACGGAGGAGAAGAAGGAGGAGCGAUGCGAUUGGGCAGCCUAUCAAUACAAACGGGCUGAUGAGCUGCCGGCAAGCUGCUUGCAGGGCAUAGACUUUAAGCGAUUUGGAUUUGCAGAUCAUCAGAACGACUACAGCUUUUGGCUGGGCUCAAAGUACGCCAAUACGCCGUGUCAUUAUGAUACCUAUGGGAUUAACAUUGUGGUGCAAGUUUAUGGCAGCAAAUCGUGGUUGCUAUUUCCACCUGAAACCGCAUUACAAAGCACACGCAUUCCGUACGAGGAAUCCAGUGUUUACUGCUUGGAAAACUUUUAUGCUCCCGCUCCCAAUAAGCUUAGUCACUAUGAGCAGUUUCAAGAACAGGCCUAUCACUGUCUUCUGCAUCCAGGCGAUGUGCUCAUUGUGCCGCGUCAUUGGUGGCACUACGUGGAGGCAGUGGAGACAUCGCUUAGCGUUAACUAUUGGGUGCCUCUUAAAACUGACUUGGAUUUCACAUUAGAUGAGCUCAUAGUUAAGCAUGUGAUCGAAAGUUUCGUUAAAGGCGAGAGUGAUCAACUGAAGAAGUAUCUGUUGAAUCCCAACCAACUGGAAGAAAUUGUCGAGAGAGCAAGUUUACUCUUCAGUCAGUUCGAGCGGGCUGUUCACAAUCAAAGUACAGAUGGCAAGCGACAACUGUGGGACACCGAAUACAUGAGCCAGAGCGAGGUUUCCCAAGCCAUCAGCAGUACUGGGGUUCGGAUUCGAGCACUAGAUGUUAUGCCAAAAGAGGCAUAUACGCUGCUACUCAAGAACAACUCUAUGCGCCAUGACGCACCUGGAGCAAGCAAUCAAAACAACGAGGAUAACAUCAUUAGCUCGACGUUGGAGCUUCUGAUAAACAGCAUGUGUGCACCACGAAGCAUUGCCUCCAUUAAGCGCGAAUUGUUUCGCAGACUGGGACAGAGUAAACAUUUAUAGCGCUAAGACGGAACGUUUAUUGUGAUACGUAUAUAUGAGAUUAAAAUCCAAUAAUCAUUCAA